Purpureocillium lilacinum is the source of this 168-nucleotide messenger RNA. NCBI's taxonomy places the organism in Eukaryota, Fungi, Ascomycota, Sordariomycetes, Hypocreales, Ophiocordycipitaceae. The record is from RefSeq and is a predicted model, not a curated record.
AUGCAACCAUUAUCCAAGGCAAGAGCUAGGGCGGCGGUCAAAGAAAACGUCCUCUCCGCAUUUCCGCAUCUAUGGGCCUUUCAAUCUCCGUUCUGUCCGUGUUUCCACUACGACUGCGGUUAUGGCUCGGCAGGCUGCUCUUUCGUCCCCUCAGCCGCGCCGCUGUGA